Messenger RNA from Solanum lycopersicum (tomato), 814 nucleotides. Its product is annotated as kunitz trypsin inhibitor 5-like. NCBI's taxonomy places the organism in Eukaryota, Viridiplantae, Streptophyta, Magnoliopsida, Solanales, Solanaceae. The record is from RefSeq and is a predicted model, not a curated record. Gene Ontology annotation, molecular function: endopeptidase inhibitor activity.
ACUUUAUUAUAUCCAUUCACAAAAUUUAUCGACUACAACAAUGAAAGCUGUACCUUUUCUUCUAGUCGCACUAUUAUCAACCAUAUUUUUCCUCGUAAACGCUCAAGACGUUGCGGAGCCGAUACUCGAUGUAUCCGGUAACGCUGUCCGUACAGGAGUGAAUUAUUACAUCCUUCCAGCGGGUCGGGGCAACGGUGGUGGACUUCAAGUUGCAUCCAUUAAGAACCGGACCAACCCGCUGGUCGUAAGCCAAAACGUCGAUGAUUCUGUAAUCGGCGUUAACGUUCAAUUUUCACCAGUAGAUCCCAAAGAAAAUACUAUUAGAUUAUCGACAGAUAUGAACGUAAAAUUUACGUCUAUGGAAAUAUCUGAUUCUUCCACAGUAUGGAGAAUUAAUACUGAAUUAAUUCCACAACGUUAUUUGGUUACGAUAGGCGGAGUAGAAGGAAAUCCUGGUCGUGAAACUUUAGGAAAUUGGUUCAAUAUUGACAAGUACGAGGAUGCUUACAAACUUGUGUAUUGUCCUGUUGUUUGUGAGACAUGUAGACCGUUUUGUGGAGAAAUUGGUAUACUUGAGGAAAGUGGAAAAAGAGUUCUAUUUGUUGGUAGAGAUCCACCUCUCAAAGUUACAUUUCAUAAGGCCUAGAAUUAUUAAUAUUUUAUGCUAUGGUACUAAGUAUAUAUAACAUGUAUCAAUGAAUAAAUUUAAUAAGGAAGAGUAAGUCUGUCUUGUAGUAGUGUUGAUAAUGUAAUGGAAUAAUAAAGAUUGUUAUGACUUGUAUUCGUGAAAUAAUUAUUGUUAUAGUGUGUUAUA